This is a messenger RNA of Pseudo-nitzschia multistriata, 4429 nucleotides long. NCBI's taxonomy places the organism in Eukaryota, Bacillariophyta, Bacillariophyceae, Bacillariales, Bacillariaceae. The record is from the annotation of a GenBank genome assembly.
GCCGAUCCGAAGAAUAGACCGCACGGAGCGGCGCGGCAUGGACGCUGCACAACACAACCCAGCGCGCCAAGAGAAAAAGAACAUACUCGCUGCGAGUACAAGUACGCAUUCUGCUCGACGACGAGCAUAGCACAGCACAGCACAGCACAGCACAGCAUUGCAUUGCAGCAGAACACGGGAUAGCACGUUGCAUUUGCACCAUUUACGGCCCGCCCCGGAACCAUGGACGAUUCGGACCACCACGAGCCGCGACAGAAAACACAAGGAGGGCUGCUGCAAGCUACAGCUGCUGCUGCUGCUGCUGCUCCUUCUGCCUGCUCGCAAAAGCCGCAAGAACCACCGCCGCUGCCGGAGACMUCGGAAAUCCAGCGCCUCGACGAGCACACCGUGCGACGGAUCACGGCAGAGCAGGCGAUCUCCGAUCUGACCAGUAUCGUCAAGGAAUUGUUGGACAAUGCACUGGAUGCGGAGAGCACGACCAUAAAGAGUGAGUGAUUGUGCUUUGUUUUGUCGUACAACGAAAUGCGGUACAAAACCAAUUGGAUGGGCCAUUUUGCUUUGCUUCGCUUUCUCUCUGAGGCAAACAAUUAGUUUUCGGUCUGCUCUCAUCGAAAUCGAUGUUGUUUCAUUCCGCGCUCUUCGAUCCCGUACCAUUCAUUGCAUUGCAUUGCAUKCCCUUCCGUAGUCCGCUUGUUCGGGCAGGGACUCGAGAUCAUCGAGGUGUCCGACGACGGCACCGGUGUGCCGGUGGGAUCCCUCCCCUACCUGGCCACGAGGCACGCCACGUCCAAGAUCAAAACCCUGGGUGACAUCUACGAGGGGACCGGGAUGACCAUGGGAUUCCGGGGCGAGGCACUCUUCGCCAUGGCCUGCGUCAGCGAUUCGCUGGUGGUCGCCUCCCGCACCGAGGACGACGAGCUGGCCACCAAAGUCGUCUACGGAACAGACGGGCWGCCGGUGGCGGGGGAUUCGGGUGCGGACGCGGAUGCGGAUGCAACCCCCGGCACCCACCACGCGGAAUCUCCUUCGUUUGCCCCCRAGCCACGGCAGCCGGGGGGACAAACCUUUCCGAAACUCGCCCGAAAGGUGGGAACGACCGUCGCGGUGGUAAAGCCCUUCGGGAACCUCCCGGCCCGUCGGGCGGACCUGGUCCGGAGGAUCAAGCAGGAGCGCACCAAGCUCUUCAAGCUGGUGGAAUCCUACGGGGUGUUCAAUGUCGGCGUCGGCAUUCGGCUCAUCGACAUGGCCAAGAGCAGCGGCGGCGCGGUGCACCGGGAGGAAGUCGGCCUGGCUACCAGUUCGUCCUCCCGGACCCUCGAGGAGACGGCGAGCACCUUGCUGGGGCCGGCCUUUGUCAAGGGGAUGACAACGGUGGAGGUCUCGCUGGAAUCCUUCUUUCGGAAAACGGAGGGGAGCCGGAAGAACGACGACGGGACGUGCUACAACUGGGGGAUCCGGGGCCUGGUGUCACGGGAGCACUCGCAGCUGGCCGCCAAGCAGCGGCAGCACGGGGGGAAACACGGCAGCGGCAGCCACCAGGCCCGUGUCCGGUCCGUCCAGUACUACAGCAUCAACGGCCGUGUGGUGGAGCUUCCGGGAGUGACGGCCCUUCUCAAGAAACUGUGGACGGAAUCCUUGUCGUCGGCAAAGGCGUCGCUGUCGUCGKCUUCGGGUCAGUAYAAGCCCCCCAAGAAGCCCUCGGCGAUUCUGGCGUUCACGCUGCCGAACGAUGCCUUCGACAUCAACCUCUCRCCCGACAAGAAGACCGUCUUGUUCACCCACGGGGACGACCUCCUGGAGAUGGUUCGGGAACACGUCUCGGGGCUCUGGGGCGGAUCGGCCCGAUCGUCGGCCGUCUUUGCCGAGGGUUCUCCGGAAGCAAACCUCGGUCGGAAARCAGCGGCACGGGCCAUCGGAAGCGACCGCGAAAGCCCCCGGAGCGAUGCGGCCGCAAAAGCACCGCCAGCGAYGUCGGAACACCAAGACGUGCGGAAGGAGACACAAACACCAGGCAUCGAACCGGAAGCGACGCCGCGAGGGGACGGCGAUCCCGGGCACGGAUACGAAUCCGAGCACGAAUGCCAACAAGGCGAAAACGGCGAWACCCCCCAGCACAAGCGAAGGUUUGCCUUUGUCCACGACAUUUCAAAAGCCAAGAUGCAGCACGAAUCCGCCGGCCGAGAAAACGGCGGGAGGCGGUUGCGCCGCCGCCGAUCCACUGACACGGAGGCAACCAGGGCGACGAAGACGAUCGUGCCACCACCAAACGAGCCAGGGGGGCAAAAUCUCGGCCCCCCAAAGGAACAAUUCACCGAGCCGAGCCCGGUCGCAGCCGCAGCCGCAUCCCAUCCACCGACCCCCGAACCUCAAGGCGAGAGCGAAAGUGAGCGGGAAUCACCCACAACUGGAGAGGAUGGUGGUGAUUGUUCCUCCACGGAGAACGAAACGGGCCAYCUUCCUACGUCAGCCCCCCUGGAUCAAAUUUCCGAUUCCGACCGCCGGAAAUGGAUGGAAGUCCAAUCCAGGUUUGCGAGGGGCGAUCGCGACGAAGAUCCUCCGAGUGGACGAGAAAUUGAAGACGAAACCCAUCAAAGCGACGACCAGCAUAUCCUUUCGAGAUCGGUUUCACUAGGGGGCUAUGCCCGGAAUACGACGGUGGAAACAAACCCACCGGUCACCCCCGAAGAAGUCAUUGAUGCUUCUGCUUCAACURCAAAUACUGCUACGGCUAGCAAGACAAGCGGGGGCGAUAGUUCUCCUCCGAGAGYGCCUUCCUCUYCCACAAGAUCGCGGCUCGAUCUCAACAGUCACCUGAGGAAAUUCGCCCACAACGCAUMUACCGAUGGAGCCGGCAACAACAAUAGCAAGCAAAACCAGAGAGGUGGAUUUCUGAGUCAAUUUGCGUGCCAGGCAUCGGCGGACAGUGGAGUCGYAGACRUAAACAGCRGCAGCAGYAGUAGCAGCAAUAGAAACAACCUUGCYCACAAACGCCGCCGUAAACCCGCUGUAAGCCCACCGGAUAUCAASGAAGCGCCACCUUUGAAAAGCUCCGCUAGCUCUAGGGAUGGAGCAAGUAAAAAGUACGCGGCCGCCCAUGUUAACAACUCGUUUGCUGGUGAUGGAAAAGAAUCACCCCGCGUAUCAUCCARGAAACGAAAAAAAAGGGACGAGGACGAAUCGAUGGAAAUUGAAACCGAAAGRACGAKUCCCUCUUCCAUUGCACCAGAGGAGUSCAACCCAGAUGAGGGAGAUAGUACCACCGAUGCGGGCACCGAGCCCCMGGUAGUAUGGGAAGCCUUUUCUUCAACAGAAAGGAUCUGCUCGGAUUCCAGAGCGGAAAGGCUUCUGAUGCGCAAACGAGUGCAGGACGUCCAUGGCAAUMGACGAUUGCUCAAAGAGUCAAUCUCAGACAGGAACAGUAAAUCUGCUCGACAAGCAGAYAUCAAUACCARACSUAAUGAAUCCUCCCAMGGGGCCAACGCAAGCGAGGAAAAAGACUAUGGUAGGGAURACRACGACGAGGAUUCCUCUUCGAGCAGUCCCUUCAUUCGAAUCUCCAAGUCCACGUUUCGCAGCGGCAUGCAGGUGAUUGGUCAGUUCAAUCUCGGUUUCAUAYUAGCGAGAUGCCCGCAGAACCACCUCUGGAUCAUGGACCAGCACGCUUGCGACGAAAAAUACAACUUCGAGCAGCUCUGUAAGAAGACGGUCAUGCACGUCCAGCCMCUSAUACGGCCCCUGCCCCUCGAGCUGAAUCCGUCCGAGGAAGCCUGCGUUCUGGACCACAUGGACGUCUUUGCCUCGAAYGGAUUCCGCUUCCGAUUCGACGAAACCGCUCCCAUCCGCCACCGGCUGUCGCUGACCUCCCUGCCCCACUCGGGCGCCCACGAGGGCCGCAAGGCCGUCGCCUUUGGACCCUCGGACGUAUCGGCCCUCUGUGCGAUCCUCACGGAGGGUUCUUCCUACGAGGCCGGUUCCGGCGGGACGGGGACCGAUGGCACCGGGCUCUACGGGAACAACGCGGUGCGGCGGCACGCCGGCGGAAGUCAGAGCGAGACCCCCGACCGCCUGCUGGCCCGCCUGCCCAAGGCCAUCGCGAUGUUUGCCAGCCGGGCCUGCCGGACCAGCAUCAUGAUCGGGACGGCCCUUUCCCGCAAGGAAAUGGAGGCCGUCGUGCAGAAGCUGUCCGAKACCGAUUCCCCCUGGAACUGCCCCCACGGGCGGCCCACCAUGCGGCACGUUGCCAACGUGCUGCCGUUCCUGGAGGAGGACGAGCGCCGCGCAGAAACCUACGYUUCGCUUCCCGCGAUCUCCGUCGUUCCRGCCGAGGAAGCAGAGCGGGAGUCCUGAGGGAAUCGGAUUCCACAGAGGAAUGGAUGGGAAGUCAAGGCAACAGCAGAGUUUGAAAACCCACAUCUAAUCUUGCCACCUU